AUGUUGUUUGUCUACGCUAAUACGAGACCAGGACUUGCAAGCGUCAGCCGGGCCCUGAACCCCGUCAUUCUCGCCGACACAAACCGUGACGGCAAAGUUGAUGUGGAAGGCAGCACUGAUCUUGCCGGAAAAGAAACUUGGACUGAGCAGACCGGUGCUCUGUUUCUGGCCAACAUCGUAGAUACGAACCGGCGCUGCUCUGACAAGAUCAUUACCAGUUUCGAUGUCGGAGACGGUCCUGAUCCUUCUACGCCCAACCAAGAACUAGACAAAUGCCAUGACGCUGCCGAUAAUGUGCUGCGCAAUUCCAAGUAUCUGGCUGCCCUGAAAACUGCACCCAUGGCAGAUGUGAGCAGCUCGGCUACCGGGUCCAUUGCCGUGCUGGGAGAAGCAGCCGCCGAAAAGGUCCGCGUUUUCCACAAGUCGGGCAAUGACUGGUUAUACGUGGCCGCCAACUACACCUUCGCCGCCGACGAAAUCAAGAAGGGCCUGGAACUUGGCAUUGACGCCCGCGACGUUCGCCGCCCGGGUGUCUGGGACGGCAGAGCUACUGUACAGUUCAGCGUCAGUGACGGUGCCGAGACGGCCAAGGACUCGGUGGCUCUCCGGGUUGCUCCCGUCUUGACGCACCACCAUCUGCAACAGGCCAGGGAGAUCAUUACCAUGAGGCCCACGGAGAAGGGCCUAGGAGCCAGGUUUGCCAAGGAGCUGCAGGACCACAUAACAAAGGCCGGUAUUCAGAAACCACUACGGCUGGUUGGGGCGGACCAGUUUCCCCAGGACCAUUUCGAAGCUGGAUAUACCAGUAUUCCCGGGCCAGAUGGACCUGUCACGCUGGGAGUUAUGAUCCGGUCCGCCAUCAAUAACACCGAGGGAAGAAUCGCCUUCUCCGAUAUGCGAUCCGACUCCGUUGGAGCCGUCCAGUUCCUCCAAAUCGACAACCAUGACAGUGAUGUAGAUCACACGGGCAAUCUGGAGACUAUUCCUCCCCAUUCGCACAACGGCAAGUCGUAUCCAGCUGGACGUGUAAUCAUGGGGUCGCGAGGCGGGCAAAAGGCCAACAUCAUCAAGCUCCUAGAGGCCCAGGAGAUGCAGAAGCCCGUGGACAUUGACACAACUUGGCUGUACAUCGGCCACACAGACGAGUUUAUGCAGUUCGUCCCCGCCGACAACGAGCGCGGCUGGGCCAUGAUGGUGGACGACCCCCUCGCCGGCCUUGAUCUCCUCGUAAAGGCUCAAAAGGCAGGCCACGGCAAUGUCCGGGCCCUGUCGAGGCCGAGCUUCCCUACCGACAGCGCCGAUAGCCGGAAGCCAGAUGAUGUCAGUCUUCCGGCCAUGACCAUCGACGCCGUGCUCAGCCGGGCCAACUUUUCCCGGGCCCAGGAGUACGCCGCGUGGAACAUUGAGCGAAACAUCAACAUUGUAAAGCAAGAGGUUGGACUCGACGAUGGCGAAAUCUUUCGCGUGCCGGCGCUGUACUACAACGAAGCCAUGGCCGGCCCAAGACCGUACCAGCCCAAAAAGUACCUGCCGGAGCCGGGCCAGGAGGAAGAACACAUCAAGGACCGCGACCACGCCUUCCAGGUAUAUGCAUUCUACCCCGGCGCCGUCAAUGGCAUAGUCCUCAGAAAGGGAAAGUACUUGUCCGCCAACGUAUGGGGGCCCGUCAUUGACGGCAAGGACAUUCUCAAAGAGGCUGUCAAUGCGGCAUAUGCCAAGGCCAACAUGACGGUGGACUAUAUCGACGACUGGUUCUCGCACCACGAGGGUGUCGGCGAGAUACACUGCGGCUCAAACGCCAUUCGCGAUACUGAUUUUCCCUGGUGGUAA
This is a messenger RNA of Metarhizium robertsii ARSEF 23, 1830 nucleotides long. Its product is annotated as protein-arginine deiminase type-4. Gene Ontology annotation, cellular component: cytoplasm. Gene Ontology annotation, molecular function: calcium ion binding; protein-arginine deiminase activity. The transcript has a single exon. The record is from RefSeq and is a predicted model, not a curated record. Bases 1 to 1830 code for a protein of 609 amino acids. NCBI's taxonomy places the organism in Eukaryota, Fungi, Ascomycota, Sordariomycetes, Hypocreales, Clavicipitaceae.